GAAAUGGCAGGAAUAUAUGUGAGCAGAACGUCGCCCAGCUUGGCCAAUACUAUAUCGCAGUCCUGGAGAUUGUAAAGAUCUAAGAUAUUAUGGCGAAUGCGACCGGGUCUCCUUCCAGAGAUACCAACCCGGUGGUCUUCUUCGAUGUCGCCCUAGGAGGGGAGCCUCUAGGUCGCAUUAAAAUGGAACUUUUCGCGAAUAUCACACCACGCACAGCUGAAAAUUUUCGCCAAUUCUGCACUGGAGAAAACAAAAGUCCCCAGGGACGACCCCAAGGAUACAAAAAUUGCAAAUUUCAUCGCGUGAUCAAAGAUUUCAUGAUCCAGGGUGGAGAUUUCAUUAAUGGCGAUGGGACGGGGUCUUGCACCAUCUAUGGAACACCGAGGUUUGCAGAUGAGAAUUUCAAAGUAAAGCACAGCGAUGCGGGUAUGCUGAGCAUGGCGAAUUCUGGGCCUGAUACAAAUGGUUGUCAGUUCUUCAUAACCACAACUGCUACCCCAUUCCUAGAUGGUAAACAUGUUGUGUUUGGGCAAGUAGUGGCCGGACUUGAUAUCGUACGGAUGAUAGAGAAUACUCGCACAACCAGAGACAAGCCCAACCAGGAUGUCGUUAUCAUACAAUGUGGCGAAAUGUGAUCGAGUGCCGUUUUGAAGAAGCGAGGCACGACAUUGAGCUCAGAAAUAUUAGUUUUACGGUCUCAGGCCAAAGAGGAAGAAAGAUUAUAAAAUUCCUAGAGUAACAAUAUUGAAUUCAAAUUUGUGUUGGGA
This is a messenger RNA of Aspergillus saccharolyticus JOP 1030-1, 767 nucleotides long. RefSeq names its product putative peptidyl-prolyl cis-trans isomerase (gene cyp3). The record is from RefSeq and is a predicted model, not a curated record. The transcript is spliced from 4 exons. Gene Ontology annotation, molecular function: peptidyl-prolyl cis-trans isomerase activity. The coding region runs from base 90 to 635 and encodes 181 amino acids. Gene Ontology annotation, cellular component: intracellular membrane-bounded organelle. Gene Ontology annotation, biological process: protein folding; protein peptidyl-prolyl isomerization. Lineage: Eukaryota; Fungi; Ascomycota; Eurotiomycetes; Eurotiales; Aspergillaceae.